Messenger RNA from Hibiscus syriacus, 1478 nucleotides. RefSeq names its product serine/threonine-protein phosphatase PP2A-4 catalytic subunit-like. Lineage: Eukaryota; Viridiplantae; Streptophyta; Magnoliopsida; Malvales; Malvaceae. The coding region runs from base 130 to 1071 and encodes 313 amino acids. Gene Ontology annotation, molecular function: protein serine/threonine phosphatase activity. Gene Ontology annotation, biological process: mitotic cell cycle; peptidyl-serine dephosphorylation. The transcript has 12 exons. The record is from RefSeq and is a predicted model, not a curated record. Gene Ontology annotation, cellular component: cytosol.
GGAGGUCAUAUUAAAAGUUAGUAAAAUAAAAGAAAUAAAGAAAAAAAAUCCCAAUUCAAGCCAGGUUAGCGUUAUCCCUAAUCCGGAUAGCGAUUUCCGGUUUCGAUUGUUUGAACUGAUAAAUCAAAGAUGGGGGCUAAUCCGUCACCAACGGACGCAACGACCGAUCUUGAUGAGCAGAUCUCGCAGCUCAUGCAGUGUAAGCCACUUCCCGAGCAGCAGGUCAAAGCAUUAUGCGACAAGGCAAAGGAAAUAUUAAUGCAAGAAAGCAACGUCCAGCCUGUUAAAAGUCCUGUGACAAUUUGUGGCGAUAUUCAUGGACAAUUUCAUGAUCUUGCUGAACUUUUUCGAAUUGGAGGGAAGUGUCCAGAUACAAACUACUUGUUUAUGGGGGAUUAUGUGGAUCGUGGGUACUAUUCUGUUGAAACUGUUACGCUAUUGGUGGCUUUAAAGGUCCGUUACCUGCAGCGGAUUACAAUUCUCAGAGGAAAUCAUGAAAGCCGCCAGAUCACUCAAGUUUAUGGGUUUUAUGAUGAAUGUCUGCGAAAGUACGGUAAUGCUAAUGUUUGGAAGAUCUUUACAGACCUAUUUGACUAUUUUCCAUUAACUGCUUUGGUGGAGUCAGAAAUAUUUUGUCUGCAUGGUGGAUUGUCCCCUUCAAUUGAAACCCUGGAUAACAUAAGAAACUUUGAUCGCGUCCAAGAAGUUCCUCACGAGGGGCCCAUGUGUGAUUUAUUGUGGUCUGAUCCAGAUGAUCGAUGUGGUUGGGGCAUCUCACCUCGUGGUGCUGGAUAUACUUUUGGCCAGGAUAUAUCUGAACAAUUCAAUCACACGAACAGCUUAAAGUUGAUUGCUAGAGCACAUCAGCUGGUUAUGGAUGGGUUUAACUGGGCACAUGAACAAAAGGUGGUAACUAUAUUCAGUGCCCCUAAUUAUUGUUAUCGCUGCGGAAACAUGGCUUCAAUUUUGGAAGUUGAUGAUUGCAAAAAUCACACAUUCAUCCAGUUUGAGCCAGCUCCAAGGAGAGGAGAACCCGAUGUUACUCGUAGAACGCCCGAUUACUUCCUCUGAAGAAACUCUGCAAUAACUGGUUCUAGAUACUUCACUUUUCCUGAGUUCCCCCCAUUACACAGUCAGGUAGUUGUUGAUCGUUUGCCGAAGUCGCUUGGAUCUACUACCCGCCAGUUUUUUACAUUCCAUGUUUCAUUUUAUUUUAAUUUUCAAUCUUUUUUCCACGACAAUGAUGAGUACCAAAAGCAUGUGUAGUAGGCUAGAAAGAUGGCCUUUAAUGUUACACUUGAGUGUUGUGUCGAAAAGAAGAUUUGCAUAGCUGAAAGACACACCAUAAGAUUGUAGAUUUUUGUGUUUGUUUUCAAUUUUAUGUAUCGCCUUUCCUCUUAUUUUCGACUCAUCGAAACUUUUUGGGCUCUGUACCGGAUAUGCAAAACUUCUAUAUUUAGUGGGUGUUUUCCAUGUUA